Messenger RNA from Centropristis striata (black sea bass), 3695 nucleotides. RefSeq names its product centriolin (gene cntrl). The record is from RefSeq and is a predicted model, not a curated record. Bases 35 to 3592 code for a protein of 1185 amino acids. NCBI's taxonomy places the organism in Eukaryota, Metazoa, Chordata, Actinopteri, Perciformes, Serranidae. The transcript has 26 exons. Gene Ontology annotation, molecular function: protein binding.
AGAGUCUCAGGAGAGCAGAGGAGCUAUUCGGUACAUGACGGAGGAGCUGCUGCUGAGGCUGGCUGGUGUUCAGUCUCCGGCUCUGAUCCGCUCCCUGAACCUGUCCUCAGCUGGAGACACACACAUCAAGUUUAUAGAGAACCUGCAGGGCUGUCAUCGUCUGCAGGUUUUAAACCUGAACAACAACCUGAUCCAGAGGAUGGAGAGACUGAACGCUCUUACACAGCUGAGAGAGCUACAGCUGGCUCACAACAACAUCCAGAGGAUUGAGGGACUGGAGCUCAUGUCCAGGCUGCAGCAUCUGAACUUGUCCCACAACAAGAUCGACCACGUCCCCGUGUGGCUCGCCAAGAAGCUGCACUCACUGCAUACACUGCACCUGCAGCACAACCUCAUCACCUCUCUGUAUGAGUUGUCCAGACUGCGCUCUCUGAGCAGCCUAUCAGAGCUGUCUGUGUCAGGAAACCCCGCCUCCUCGCUGCCUCACUCCCGCCUCUUCUUGCUGUACCACGUCAGGACUCUGGACAGGCUGGACGACCGGCCAAUCACAGAGGAGGAGCGAGGCGAUGCCCACCAGCGCUUCAACGCCGAGGAGCUGCAGCGCCUGCAGCGGGACCUGGACAGCAGCCAAUCAGAGCUCAGCAGGCUGCGGCAGGAGCAGCUAGACGCAGAAACACGCCUCCACCAGCAGGAGGAGACAAACAGACAGCUGACUGCUCACACACACAAACAGAGACACACACACACACUGCUGGAGCAAGAGCUGCACACCAAGAGCCAGCUGCUGGAGAAGACGACGGCGGAGUUGACCCGAUCGUUUCACCGACUGUACGAGCUGGAACAAGAGCUCGCCUUCUACAAGAUAGACGCCAAACUCAGCCCACUGCCCUACAGCCUGCAGGAGGUGGAAGCUGUGGACUCGAUGGCUGAGAGUCCGUACAUCGGCAAGGCUCGACACGUCAGGAACACCAUCACCUCUGCCCUCCCUAACUCCUCCUCCACCUCCUCCUGCUCCUCCCUGCAGCCCGCGGAGCGUUCAGACGUCCACGCUCACCUAGAGACAUCACACCUGCUGCAGGUAGACUGCAGGACAGAGCAACAUGAAGCUGAGGCUGAGCAGCAGGCAGCAGCAGAACAUGGAGAGCCGGAGGAAACUAAAACACACAGACAGGCCCAGGUGAGCUCCCAGGAGUCCAGGUGCAGACAGGUGCUGGACAGGAUGAGCAGCAUGCAGAGCGAGCUGGAGGGUCGUCUUGACGACAUGCUGUCACGCAUCGCCAUGGAGACGCAAGAGAUAAAAGAGUUGGAGCAACAGCUGACGGACGGUCAGAUUCUGGCUAACGAGGCUCUUCAGAAGGAUCUGGAGGGGAUCAUCAGUGGACUUCAGGAGUAUCUGAGAGGUCUCAGAGAGCAGGCUCGGUGUGCUCAGCAGCAGGUCCUCAGUCUGCAGGCUGAUAAUCAGAGUCUCCAGCUCCACCUGGAGGACACACAGAGACACUGUAGAAGGCUGGAGGACUCCGCCCGCACACACAGACAGGACAUGUCUGCCCAGCAGGAGGAAAUGUCUGUGCUGAGGAUGGAGACCGAGGCUCUGAGAGACAGACAGGUGGAGAGCAGCAGACAGCAGGUGGAGCUAGAUGCAGAGCUACAGCAGCUGAGGGAGGAGCUAACCCGCCAGGUGAACCUGGGACAGCUGCAGUGUGGUGCUCUGCAGGCGGCUGUAGAAAAAGAGAAACAGAGCAGAGAGAUCAGAGAGUCUCAGCUGGAGUCCACCAUCGACACGCUGCAGGGAGAGAAAUCAUCUCUUCAGGACGUCGUCCAGAGACUUCAGGUCCAGCUGGACCAGACCAGGACUCAGCUGGACCAGACCAGGACCCAGCUGGACCAGAUCACAGCUGCCAUGUUGGACCUUCAGGAGGUUCAGAGUGAACCAGAGGAGCUGGACGAGGACAAGUACAGUUCUGAGGACAUGUUGUCCAGGAGUGUGGAGCAGCUCUACAGGACCAUCCAACAGACCAGAACCAGCAGGGAACAGCUGCAGCAAGACCAGAACCAAAGCCAGGAACAGAUCGCCAGACUGCAGGCACAGCUAGACCACAACCAGGACCACAUUGCCCAGAUGGAGGCCCAGAGAGUCCAGGAUCAGGACCGGAUAGCCCAGCUGGAGGCCCAGGUGCUGGGUGGCGUGCAGCAGGACCAGGACUCAGACUGGAGGCUGAAGGAGGAGCUGCAGAGACUCAGAGUCAGACUGCAGAGGUCUCAGAGCAGAAACAGACACGUCCAACACAAACUGGAGGCGGAGCUUGAGCAGAGUGGCCUGCAGCUUCAGGACGCCCUGCAGGAGAGAGACACGCUGCUGCAGCAGCUGGGCUCUCAGAGUGAGCUGCACCAGGAGACCCUUGAGCGCCUCAACAGGAAGCUACGGCAGCUCAGCAGGUCCAAAAGUGAGUCUGAUCAGCUGACUGCAGAUCAGCUGAGAGACACCUGCCAACAGCUGAGAGCUCUGAACCACACGGUGCAGCUGCUGCAGGACGUGUCCCAGGAUGUGACAGACGGCAGCGUUCAGACCCCUGUAGGACGCUCAGAGGGACGGAGUGAAGACACACACACAGUGGAGGAGCUUAGGGCGGAGCUGGAUCGAGCUCAGAGACACACACACACACUAAGACAGGAGCUGGACCGGACCAGGACCAGGACCAGGACCAGAGACGGAGGACAGUGGUGCUUCGUACCUCCUGGACACACCGCUCCCAGUCUGGGCUCUCUGGGGACUCAGGACUCUGGUUUGGGUCUGCAGUACCUCAGUUCUCCUGAGAGGGGGCGACAGCAGGACAGACCACCCACAGGAGCAGGGUACUGGGUCUACGUCCCCCCAACACACACUGAGUCUGACACAGCAGCAGGGUGGAGAGACAGUGGAGGAGGCAGUGAUGCUGACAGGAGUUCCAGAGGACAGACCCCCCCUCCUCCUCCUGGUCCGUCCCCAGCGGCAGCAGCCUCUGCUGGGCUCUGUGAGGCUCAGACGGCCUGGCUGCUCUAUGGCUCUCCUCCUGGGGAACACAGAGACACGCAGGCAGACAGGUGUGUGUGUGAGUGUGUGCACAGAGAAGCAGAAAGACUGGAGGAAGAGAAGAAGAAACUACGGCUGGAGACCAAACAGCUGAGACACACACUGAGACAACACAGGAGUGUGAUGCAGGUGUGUGAUGAGGUGGAGUGUGUGGAGAAAACUCUGCUAAAGAGACGAGCUGAGCUCCGACAGGCUGACAGGCUGCUGCUGCAGGCUCAGAGCUGCAUACACACCUGCAGAGACAAGGCUCAGCAGGAGGCUCAGGACGGCGCCUCCUGUCUGCUGGAGGCCACGCAGCACAUCAGGGAGCUGCAGGAGGAGGUGGAGGAGCUGAGGAGGAGCAGACAGCAGGAGGAGCAGACUCUGAGGAGCAGAGAGCAGGAGCUUGAACGAGUCAGCACCGAGAUACAUUCAGCCUCCGACAGGUUAUCUGGCGUGCUGUCAGACCUUCAGGAGGUUCAGCAGCGUCUCGAUUCACUGAACGUGCAGGUGAACUCCCAAAUUAGAACACUGUUGUUUUAGAUGUGAGGAUUUUGUUUGACUGAUUACAAUUCUUCACUUAAUAUUUUGCACAUUCUAUCUUAUUAGUAUGUGCAACUCUUCAACCAAAAACUGAUCUAUUAUA